Messenger RNA from Ascochyta rabiei, 1857 nucleotides. RefSeq names its product P-type Cu(2+) transporter. The transcript is spliced from 2 exons. Lineage: Eukaryota; Fungi; Ascomycota; Dothideomycetes; Pleosporales; Didymellaceae. The record is from RefSeq and is a predicted model, not a curated record. Bases 1 to 1857 code for a protein of 618 amino acids. Gene Ontology annotation, molecular function: metal ion binding.
AUGGCUUGCGGUGACGGUUGUUGCAAGUCAGCUCAGGCAAGCAGUACACCUGCAGUACGCAUUUCGCAGGAGCCAACCGCAAAACUUACUACAAACGCCCUCGAAGAAAGGAGGUCUGCUUCGUUACUGUCCUGUUGCGAUGAAAGGAGCGUCGGUCGUGAGGAAGUCGGCUGCGGCUCUCGUCAGAAUCCGAGCGAGAUUAGUGUAUCACAGUCCUGCUCGCCGAGCCCGACAGAGACUACUCCACCAAUCAGCAAAGCCAGCCUUCGAGAGACAUGUGUAGGUGGUUGUUGUCCGAAAGAACUGCCAACUGCCAAAUCGCCUCUUCCAUCGAAGACCACAGAAUGCUACUCCAACGAUACCGGCAAGCAAGGCUGCUGUGUCAACGACAAUAAGGCUAGCACAACUGUUGGUGCACUUGAGAUGUUACCUAACAGCCAUGAGUUCAUCGACAUCGAAAAGAGCGGAAUAGGCAAUCAGCAUAUCGUCCUCAGCAUAUCCGGCAUGACGUGUACAAGCUGCGAGACGAAGCUCCGGCGGAUCAUGGCCACACUCCCCUACAUCAGCAAGCUGCGAACCAGCCUGAUCCUUGCGCGCGCGGAGUUCGACAUCAAUACCAGCGUAGCGACUGUCGAAGAAGUUAUCAGACAUCUCGCGCGUACGACCGAAUUCAAAUGUGAGCUGAUAUCGGAUCAGGGUUCGAGUCUCGAUUUCGUCUGUAGUGGGGACUCGGCGACGGUCGCUCAUGGCCAAUGGCCUCACGGCGUGAUCAAUGUGCGAUCUCUCGACAGGAACACAGUUCGCGUAGAUUACGAUGCAGACGUGGUUGGGGCUCGAGAUCUGAUAGAGAAUGGCUGGGACAGACCAAUGCAGCUGGCACCGAUGCGCCCAGAUCCGUCACUCGACGCUGGAGGUAGGCACGUCUGGCAUACGGGUCUCGUGACCUUGCUUUCAGCGUGUCUCACGAUACCGGUCCUAAUUAUGGCGUGGGCACCUCUUCUGGACCGUGAAAUAGCGUACGGCUCCGCUUCGCUCGCGCUGGCCACCAUUGUGCAGGUGUGCAUCGCAGAACCUUUCUACCUCAAAGCUAUCAAAGCUCUUUUCUUUUCGCGCGUCAUCGAGAUGGACUUGCUGAUAGUUUUGAGUACAAGCGCCGCCUACGUGUUUUCAGUUGUUUCGUUCGGUUAUAUGGUUGCUGGAAAGCCUCUAUCCACUGAUGAGUUCUUUGAAACGAGCACGCUUCUCGUCACUCUUAUUAUGGUCGGGCGCUGGGUUGCUUCGCUGGCUCGUCAGAAGGCUGCUGAAUCAAUCUCGAUACGUUCGUUGCAAGCUCCCACCGCGAUACUCACCAACCGAAGAGGAUUAGACAAGGAGAUUGACGCCAGACUACUCCAAUAUGGCGACAAUCUCAAGGUUGCGCCGGACUCACAGAUACCCACUGACGGUACUGUUGUCGUCGGCGUAUCUGAAGUUCAUGAGUCAAUGCUUACUGGGAAGUCAAGGCUUGUAGACAAGCAUGUUGGCUCUCCUGUGAUCGCAGGUUCAAUAAACGGAUCUGGCGUGCUUACACGCUUACCUGGGGACAAAACCAUCGCUACAAUCGCAAGCAUGGUCGACGAAGCAAAGCUGUUAGAGCCAAGAAUACAAGACGUUGCAGACACAGUCGUAAGUUUCUUCGUGCCGGUUGUCGUGGUGCUCACGAUGAUAACGUUUGUCACCUGGGUCGCAAUAUGCAUCACUGUUCGCAAUCAGUCUGGCUCAGAUGCCACUAUCAAGGCCAUCACCUGCGCCAUCACCGUUUUGAUAGUGUCUUGUCCCUACGAUAUUGGCCUGGCCGUUCCCAUGGUCUCGUUAUAG